GAAGAUCCGACGGCACGUCGACGAAGCGACGAACCUGGCGGUGCGCGCCACGAGCGGGCUGUCGAGCGCCGCGCUCGGCAGUAGCAGCAGCAACCUAAGCCACCACGGCCUGCUGGGGCCGGCGGCGGCGGCGCUGGGCAUGGGUGUGGGCGGCGGCGGCGGCGGCGGCGGCGGCGGCGGGUUCGGCGCGGGCAGCGGAGGGGGGACGCUGAGCCGCGAGCGCAAGCACCGCAUGCGCGAGCUGGCGACGGGCAAGCUGGCGGCGGCGUACCGGCUGGACGAGAUUGCGGCGAGUGUAGCGACGAUGCAGGGCGCGAGCACGCUCGAGGACGUGGCGCAACUGGUUCUGCAGCGAAGCCCGCACGACGGCGACGCCCGCUACGUGCACUUCUUCCACGAGAAGAUGCCGAGCCGCAUGAUGGCGCAGUGCACGGCGCUGGCCACGCUCGACGACCUGGUGGCCGAGCGCCCGACCGACCCCAGUGCCCUGCGCACCCGCGCCCUGACGCGCCUCUUCACCGACGACUACCGCCACAGCGCCCGCGACCUGACCGACGCGCUCGCGACGGCCCGCUACCUGCAGGCGCAGCACCGGCGGGCCCAGGACCAGCUGGUGUCGGGGACGGCGCACCAGAACCGCAGCAGCAACUCUGUCAGCAACUCUGCCAGCCACUCGGCCAGCCACUCGGCCAGCCACUCGGCCAGCAACUCUGCCAGCAACCCCGCCCGCGACUGGCGCAGCGAGCCCGCCGUCGCCGACGAGGACCAGCCGAGCUCGCUCGAGGCGCAGCUGCUCUUCCACCGCGCGGGCGUCUACCUGGCCCUCGCCUGCGGCCACGUCCCCGCUGCCCUCGACGGCCUGCAGGCCCAGGAGGAGGCGGCCGCCGCGCGCGAGGCCCAGGCGGCCGCCGGCGAGCAGCCGACGCCCGAGACGCCCGACGCCGCCGCCGCCCGCCUGUCCCGCGCAGAGAGCCGCAAGCAGCUGCGCCAGAACGCAAAGCGCGCCCUGCGCGACUACACGGCCUUUGUCGCCCACUUUGACUACACCCCGGGCCUCUCCGCGGCCGCCGCCGACGACUUUCUGCGCCGCUACCACUCGCACGUCCACGCCCACUCGCACGUCCACGCCCACUCGCACGCCCACGCCCACUCGCACGCCCACGUCCACGCCCACGCCCACGCCCACACCCACACCCACACCCACACCCGCGCCGACGCCGACGCCGACGCCGGCAACGACUACCAGGCCAGGCUCGACCGCCUGCUCGACGAGUCGGCCUCGGACGCCGCCCUCGUCCCCUACAAGAAGCCCGCCGCCUGGCCGGACCUGCCGCCGCCGCCCGUCUUCACCCUGGACCAGCUGUUCGACGCGGCUCCCCCGUCCGCCCUGCCGCCGUAUCCUCUGCCGCCCAACACCCCGCCCUCGCCGCUCCCGGCGAACGAAUGCCUGACCUACCACCCGCUGCUGCCGGACGCGCUGCACUCGCUGCUCCUCGUCCACUCGCUGCUCCAGACGCCGCCCAAGGAGCUGCUGCGCCACGCCCACAACGCCGCCCGCCUGGCCCGCCUCCUCGACGGCUACCCUAUAUUCCUGGCCGCGCGCAGCCCCGCGCGGAGUGACUGGGUCGAAGUGCUGCGACGAGGCCAGAACUGGAUCGGCCUGGCUUGCUCGUGGGAGAAGCUGUGCCGGCCGCCUGCGCCGCCUGCAGACACUCCGAACGGGCACACGGCGAGCGGGACGGUGGCACGGACGGGCGGGGCUGGCAGAGGCGGCGGACGCGAAAAGGAAGAGACAAAGGAGCAGCGGCGAGAGCGGCAGAAACACGAGGCCAUUCUCGAAGCGCUCGCUGACGAGCGCGUCGUGGACGAGGAGAGCUUCCAGCGCGCCGUGCGGGCGCGCGAGAAGCGCUUCCGAGACGACGACAGGGCCGAGGCCGCCAUGCAGCAGCGCGCCGACGAGCUGACAGUGCCCACCGGCGUCUCCAACGGCAGUCACGGCGACAGGCCAGACCCCACGCGCCCCAAACGCUGGGCCCAGGACCGGACCCGCGAGUACCCCAUCAGCACCGAGCGCGCCGAGGCCAUCUCGCGAUGGGUCCGCGACGCCCCGCCGCUCACGUCGGCGAACAACACGGGCAGGAAGAAGAGAAGACGGAAGGGGGCGGGGACCCACGCUGCGCUGGCCCAGGCGCACACCGCGCCGCUGGAGGGGAGUGUCGCGAGUCUGCAGAUCGAGGACGUCGAGUAGCACUUGUCCGGGCUCGUCAGACUCGAGUGCUAGUAGUGGGAGGAGUAGUAGUGCAGCACUACUACAGGAGCAUUGUAGGAGCAUUGUAGGAGCAUUGCAGAGCAUUGCAGAGCAUUGCAGAGCAUUGUAAGAGCAUCGCAGAGCAUCGCAGAGCAUUGUAAGAGCAUCGCAGAGCAUUGUAGAGCAUUGUAGGAGCAUCGCAGGAGCACUACCAUGCAUACAAGACUUCUUCCUCGCCUCACCAUGUUACGUCUACCCCCUACAUCUUUGCCUCGCUACAGUACCAAUGCAACCCGUACACC
Molecule: messenger RNA, 2550 nt
Organism: Didymella exigua CBS 183.55
Lineage: Eukaryota; Fungi; Ascomycota; Dothideomycetes; Pleosporales; Didymellaceae
Exons: 1
Coding region: 140-2248 (702 amino acids)
Source: RefSeq, a predicted model, not a curated record